Messenger RNA from Dama dama (fallow deer), 3165 nucleotides. Its product is annotated as cilia- and flagella-associated protein 47-like. Lineage: Eukaryota; Metazoa; Chordata; Mammalia; Artiodactyla; Cervidae. The record is from RefSeq and is a predicted model, not a curated record. The transcript is spliced from 25 exons. The coding region runs from base 1 to 3165 and encodes 1054 amino acids. Gene Ontology annotation, molecular function: protein binding.
AUGAGGCUUGGACACUCCAAGGUAACAUUUUUAGAGCCACGGAUACUCUUUAGCAAUAGCCCUCAAGGGCUAACAACUUGGAGGAAAGCCAUUCUUCACAAUGUAGGACAAAACCAUGCUUAUUUCAAGAUUUGUGACCAGAGCCUUUUGUCUAUGAUUAAUAUUGUUCCAUCACAAGGAAUCAUCCCACUGGGGGGACUAACUGUUCUCAAUAUCUCCUGUACUCCUACCGUUAAAGAAAAAUUUGACACAAGAGCAAAGGUUGCUAUUCGCCGUGCAAAUGACAUAGACCUUAGGAUUGGUGGAUCUGUUGAGGUUCCUGAUGUUGAAAUCCACCCAAAUAGAUUUAACUUCUCUGGCACCUAUAUUGGUGCUACUCACAUUAUGCCAUUUUUAGUAAAAAACAAAGGUGUAACACGUGCCAGAGUAGAGUUUAACCUGGAAGAUGCUGAUGGUUUUUCACUGGAUUUUGAAGGCAAAUCAGGGAAAUUCACAGACCCUGCAUUUCCUAACAUAUUUUUCUUGGACUUAGAGGAAGAGACAUCUGUGGAGUGUGGCAUAGCAUUUUCUCCCAAAGAAGUGGCAACGUACAACUUUACCAUGCAAGUUCGAGUUAAUUUCUUUGCAGCUUCAGAACUUGACUCUCACUGUUGUUUCUCAGACUCUAAUGUGAUUCCAAAUACACCACCAGAUAUUCAACUAUGUUAUAUCCAAGCUACUGUGUUGCAAGCACCACUGACAUUAUCCAGCACUUAUUUUAUCUUUGAAAUCCCAUUACAUAAUCUGGAUCCUAAUGGCAGGGUAACAAAAACUCAGAAUCUGGUCUUACAUAAUACUUCAAGAAAAAAUGUAGAGUGGAAUUUGGAUAUUAGAAAUACUGAUAAACUUUUCAAAGAUGGUAUAUUCAAAUUUAGCACACUCAGUGGAACUCUGCGACCAAAUGAAGAGUGUAAUGUUGCUGUAAAUUUCUCUCCAAAACAGCCUGGAGAAUACACAGCUGAUAUCCCUAUGCGUUUAAAUGAUAAUCCAGUUUGCUAUCGAAUGUUACAUCUGCUUGGAGAGAUAAAAUCACCUAAGUUAUUAUUUGUUCCUCCUUUCAUAUUUUUUACUCCUGUUCCUUUGGAUGUACCAGCUGUGAUGGAUGUCAACAUUUUACCUCAGAACUAUUUCGGGUUUCCACUUCCAGUUACUGCAACAGCAGAAAACUGCAUGCUUACUAUUUAUUCAUAUAUGGCAAUUCAUCUUGAUGAGCAAAAAAUUAUUGUAAAAUAUGAAAAGGAUGCCAGUUCUGUGAAGGUUGAAAGCAAGAGUCUGCUUGCCAGUCGAGAAACUGGCUUACCCUCUACUGCUCCUGGUAAAUGUAGUGGUGCUGAGCCUGCAAAGAGAAAAUUGUUUAUUGGAAUGGAAAUAAUACCUGAAAGAUUAAAGUCAAGCAAAUAUGAAAUGCCAAAGAAAGGCAAUAGAUUUAUGAAAAAGGAGGCAAAAGACAAGGAAUUCUUUUCUCCUAAAGAAGGAACAAGGACAUAUGACUUCUUUCUGAAGACUAUAAAUGCAGUUCAGACCUGGUUCAGUCUUUUCGGUUGGCCUGAAGGCCCCCAUUCUCUUCGUAUUCCAGAGACUGUAAGAAGGGAUGUGUAUAAAAUACAAGUGUACUCAUCAGCCCUAUCGGCCAAAAAAUUUUCCAGACAGAGUGACUUUUCCAAAUAUAAUAAGACCAUUUAUGAUGUACUGGUCCACCUGUGUGGAAAAAUGCCACCUGGAAUUAAUUCAAGUCAGUCUUUACCUGUGGAUUACCCUGAAAGGGUGAUUCAGCUUCACUGCCAACAUUCUUUACUUCUUGAGUUUCUCAGUGCUCAAGGAGCUUGUAUUUCUCAUGUACUGCCAGAAUUUCUGCUUGAACCAGAAGAUUAUAAGAAGUGGAUUGAAAUUGCAUCUUCCACUAGUGCCUCAGCCAAGUUGUCCCACAUACCUAAGGGAAAGCACCCUGUUGUUAUAGAUAUGAUACACUUUGAAGCCUGGAGUAAACGCUCAUGGACUGAUGUAUUCCUUCAGAUAUACAAGGUUCUGAUACUAUCCCGAGUUGUACCAUAUAGCAUCAAUAAUCUGCCCCCUAUACAUGUGCCAAAUUCACCGAAAGUCAAUGCUUAUUUUGCAUCCAGCAACAUAUAUUCUGCUCCUGAAAGGAUUCUGCUUAGCUGGAUGAACACAAUUUAUGAAAACUCCCGACAUGUUAUUUGGAAAAACUGUCAAAAAGGUGUUAUUCCCCCUGAGAAAUGGAUAGUAAAUUUUGACGAAGACCUUUUAGAUGGCCUUGUUUUUGCAACAGUGUUGGGAGCCUAUUGCCCAUUUUUGAUUGAGUCUCAUUUCAUAAACAUGUACACACAACCAAAAAGUUCUGAACAGUAUCUGCACAAUUGCUUGAUAGUUGUGAAUGUUCUUCGUGAAAUUGGCUUUGACAUGGACAUACAGGCUGCUGACAUCUGUGAUCCCAAUCCAAUCCUGAUGCUCAUGUUUUGUGUCUACAUGUAUGAACGACUUCCUACAUAUCUCCCCAAGAAAGUGGUGCCCUUUCAUUGUACUCUACAUGACACAGUGUUUAGAGAGAUUCAACUGAAAAAUCCAAGCUUGAAAAGCUUAGUUUAUACUGCUACAAUUGUCGGAAGAGAUGCCUCCGACUUCUCCCUCUCCCAAGCAGGGAACACUGUGACAAUUUCUGCAAAAAACCAAAUUACUAUCACUCUGAAAUUUACCAGUCGCUUCCUCCAUCCUGCUGAAGCUUCACUGCUAUUAAUUUCAAGACUUAAGAAUGGAAUAGGAGGUACUACGAUGACUUUUGCUCUCAAGGGUGAAGUCCUCAAUUUUAAAGCCAUCGCAACUAUAAAAUGCAAAUCCCCAUGUUAUACAUGGCAAGAAAUUACUGUGAAAGUUAAAAAUCCCUUCCAAGCUUCUGGGGACUUUAAUGUCAUUCUGGUGGAAUCCUCAACAUUUAUCUCUUUGCCAUCCCAAUUAACUGAAGCUGAAGAAUCUGUUGACUUCUUGAACCGCGGAUUGGGAUCUGAAAUAAUAGUACGAUCUGAUGGCCAGAAUCUGGAACAAGGGGAGAACUCUCCUACAAGUGUAGAAGGAUCAUGGGAAGAGGGAAUAGCAGAAGCUUUGGGGGAGUAG